AUGAGUGGAUUAAAUAUCAAAGAGUUGAGGCAAAAAGGUAAAGAUCCCAUAUUUUGUCUGCAAGUGUCACCAGAAUUAUUGGAAGAAAUUGUUGAAUUACUAUUGAGUAGAAAGGAUAGAUGUGAUUCGGAAAGUAUUGAUUUGAUAGCGACAAUUUCAAAUAUUUUGCUUAUCAACAUAGGACUUCGCAAUAAACACUUUAUUCCAAACUAUUCUAUACGAUCAAUUGAAUUCGUGGACUAUUUUAUUAAUUCCGCCCUUUCAGAGAGUGAUGAGCCUAUCGAAUACGAUUUUAGUAGAUUGGUAGCGGUCUAUCGUAUGAUAUUCUUAAUAUUGUGCAAUGAAUUAAAUCAUAUGGACACAAGAACUAUUGCUACCAUCUAUUCUCUACUAAUCUUGGGGUUCGAAUUCUGCUUUAGUGUUUUUGGUAAGUACAAGAAAGACGAAGACUACCAAAGGGCAUUUGCAGAGAUUUUGAAAGGCCUAUAUACGUUUCAACAUAAACACGCCUAUGGAGAACAAUUGAAUAAAGAAAAUCGGUUAAUCAAUGAGGGCUUGUUACAUAGUUGCAUUAUUGUGACAAAUAGCAUGAUUGAAGGGGGAAAAAAUAUACGUUCAUUACUGGAUAGUGAAUUGUUGUUAACGAAAUAUCUCUUGAACUCUAUUCUUGGGUUAGUCACCCAUGAACAAAAUGUUAACAAAUUUCGUAUUAAGAAUGAUGUUAACAACAGUUCCUUUUUACGCAAUCUUAUGAUACUUAUAGAAUUCCAGUUAGAAAGGCAUUCUGAUAAAACAUAUACUGAUUUGACUGAUGUAAUGAACCUUUUGGUUAUAAUCAAUUUCAUUUCUAAUAGAAUUAUUUUACAAUAUAACGAAUCAGAUGCUAAUGAAGCUAGCUAUUUGAUAUGUUUCAUAUCAAUAUUUAUUGAAAAAUUAUUGCCUACGAAUGGUGAAAUUUCUAUUUAUAACAAGUUGAUGUCAUUAAUUUUGACUUCAAAUAACAAUCUGUCGAUAAGUGACAUUAACAUAGCCGAUAUGGCAAAUCUUUCAAAUAUCAAGAAUCUUAUUCUUGAAUGCAUUUAUAAUCUAUCUUGGGAUCCAGAAAUCAAAGACGAUGAACGUAUGAGCCAAUUUUUAAAUUUAGUAGGCUACAGAAAUGCUCGGGAGUUUAUAGUAGCCAACAAUCUACAUUUACUGCUGGAAAUUGAUACAAACACCUAUCAAUCUCCAAAUCCUCAAUAUUUGGAUAUGAACAAUAAAAAUUUUGAACAUGAAUUUUCCAAAGUUUCAUUAGACACGAUAUUUACUAAGGAUAAACCUACGAAUACCAAUAAUCUUAGUAACAAAGAAAAAGAAUUGGAAGCCGAAAAACUAUUUGUACUUUUCGAUAGAAUGGAAAAGAAUGGUGCUUUCCAAGGGUUUAAGAAUCCAGUAAGAGAAUGGCAACAACUGGGAAAGUUCGAAAAUUUACCAGACGGUGAUGACUGUUAA
Messenger RNA from Debaryomyces hansenii CBS767, 1491 nucleotides. RefSeq names its product DEHA2B01650p. Gene Ontology annotation, molecular function: guanyl-nucleotide exchange factor activity; G-protein alpha-subunit binding. The record is from RefSeq and is a predicted model, not a curated record. NCBI's taxonomy places the organism in Eukaryota, Fungi, Ascomycota, Pichiomycetes, Serinales, Debaryomycetaceae. Gene Ontology annotation, biological process: G protein-coupled receptor signaling pathway. The transcript has a single exon. Bases 1 to 1491 code for a protein of 496 amino acids. Gene Ontology annotation, cellular component: cytoplasm.